Molecule: messenger RNA, 4880 nt
Organism: Mobula hypostoma (lesser devil ray)
Lineage: Eukaryota; Metazoa; Chordata; Chondrichthyes; Myliobatiformes; Myliobatidae
Product: autism susceptibility gene 2 protein-like
Exons: 19
Coding region: 11-3085 (1024 amino acids)
Source: RefSeq, a predicted model, not a curated record
ACCCGUAACCAUGGACGGGACGCAAAGAUUGGGUAGAAACCGGCGCAGCAGGCGGUCAAGGUCACAGAGGGACCGGGAGAGGAAGCUGGCCGGCGUUGCCGGCAGGGACCCCAGGCCCUACACCCCAUCCUCUGGCUCGGACCAGGAGCGAGCCGAGGGCCCCUGCUCGUCCCGACCCCGGCCCCCCAGGCGUAGGAGGAGGGAGUCGACUUCCUGCGAGGAGGACAUCAUCGAUGGGUUUGCCAUUGCCAGCUUUGUCUCGCUGGAGACCUUAGAGAGAGAGGCUGUGUUAAAGCCACCCGAGAGGACGGAAGCACAGCAGAAGAGGCCGGAAAAGCGAAGACCCGAGGAGCAGGGGAGCAGCUCUCCAGGCGAGGGUCCACGGAGGAAUGAGUGCCCAGACCCCGAGCAAACGAGGCAAAACGGGGAGCAAGAUGGCAGGAGGGCACCGCCCGCCAAAAAGGUGAAGACAAAGGCGCAGAGUCGAGGCAAUGAGAGCACUGGGGGCGAGAACGGGAGCUCGUAUCGCAGUAGCUCACGGGGGCCGGGUAGUGAUGAAUCUGUGCACUCAAGUUUGGGAACAGGAUACUUUUGUGACAUCGACAGUGACCCAGACGAUAAGUCCGUCAGCGAAGAUCCAGUCCGAUGCCCAAAGCGGGAAGUCCCCUCUGCCUCACCACACAGCCUCUCAACCAGGUGGAAAAGCACUUUGUUCGGGGCCAGUGACGAAGGUCUGUCAAAGUUAUUCAGCACGGCCUCCAAAAUAGCCCCUAGUGUGAGGGGCAGUGCGGACCCCCGACCGGAGACCCAGGUGUCGGGCCUGGAGCGCAGUCAGGAGAGGAACCAGGAAUCGGAGCAGGCUGCCCUGCCAGCAGGCCCCCCCAAUCCCCAUCCCCAUCCCCACCCCCACCCCCAGCCCCCACCCCCUCCCCCGCUCCAGCCCCCAACCCCUCCACAGUCUGCGGCCCAGCCUGGACACGACCUGUCUCCCCCGAAGCCUUCCCAGGGGCAGGGGCAGUCGCAGCCCGUGCCCCCACCCACUCAGCCUGGCCCCCAGGCUCUUGUCCCACCUCAGCAUCAGACACAGACUCGGCUGCAGCCCUUCCCACAGAACUGUGGCGGGGUGAGCCGGAGCAGCACGCCCUCCAAGCCGCUAGCCCUCUCUUCCCAGUUGCCACACCGAGCCUCAACUCCCUCUUCGCUCCCACUGGGACUGAGCAACCACCUCAGCACCCACGGCUUUGCCCCCGGCCUACGGACGCCUGCACAUCCCCACCACCCUGGGGUGUUUGCCCCUUCUCCUGGCCUUCCACCACCUCCUCCCCUCACCUCCACCAUGCUCCAGGUGGCUGGGCACCCCUCACCGGCUGCUGCUGCUACUUUUUCAGAGCAAGAGCUGAUUCGCCAGGAGUUGAACUCGCGUUACCUGAGCUCGCAGGGUCCGGAGCGGGGGUCCUCCCUCGGCCCGCCCUCCUUCCAGUUCCACCAGCACCAGCACAGCCACCAGCACACCCACCAGCACACCCACCAGCACUUUGCUCCAUAUCCUCCCAUGGCCCAGGCAGGUCUGGUCCCUGCCCCCACUGCACCCAUGUACUACCAGACGUACCACUGUCCGACUGUCCCCGCCGUCCUGUCCACAGCCGGUACUUUCAGCUCCCUGCAAGGUGCCUUCCAGCCCAAGAACCCCAGUGCUGAGUUGGCAUCACGACCUGGACCAGUUCCCCACACGCUCUUGCGGAAGGACCCCAGGUUAACAGAAGUGUACCGACCUCCAGUGCGGAAACCGGGUAAGUGGUGCGCCAUGCACGUCCGGAUCGCCUGGAUGAUUCACCGGCACCAGGAGAAGAACAAGGUAGAACACCAGAAGCUGGACCUGGCGAAGGCAGACCUGCUGUCGAGGGGUCCCAGUGUGUUCAGUCCCGUUGCCCCAACGCAUGAUCUGGCCCGUCCCAUCACCCUGUUCACUGCCACAGGAGCCGUGCACUCGGCCACGCCAUCCUUCGGGCCUCCGCCUGCACUGAGUCCCUUCCUGAGCACCUCGUCGCCACUCGAUCCCUAUACCCGCUCCCCCACCUACAGUACCAUUGGACAACACCCCAACGCUGCCUUUGGAGGCCUUGGCAACGCUGCUGUCGCCAGUACCAUCUUCGUUCCCAAGGACUGCCCAUCGUCCGCAGCUCCCCCACCCGCCUACAGCAGCCCUCGGGAUCAGUGGAGCAACUUGCACCAGACUCCUCCCUCGUUCCCAACCCCACCCCCUUCAUGGGCGCGGCUGGGGGAGGUGGAGAGGGAGAGGGGGCUCAUCUCGGAGAAGGACAAACGCGAGGUCCUCCUGCUCAAGGAGGAACAGGAGAGCAGGGAAGGACCCUACUCCCGCCACCCGUUCCGAACUCCUGUCGAGGAGCGUCUCCCCACACCCCUUGAGCGCCGGGCACCCCCACUUGCGCAGCGGGUGAAACCGGAGCCAUCCCGGGGAGAGCAGCCCCGUCCGCGGGACAGGCCGGAGACUGUGGGAGUGGGGGGAGUGGUAGGGAAGGAGGAGGUGGAGGGAGGGGGAUGUCCCUUCCCCGGACUGCGUGCCGUGCCCUUGCCACUCCUUGUGCCCCCGGGCUCCCCGGCCGAGCUGGGCCUGCUGCACUCUCCCCUUCUCCGGCUGGGGCAGCCUCACCCCCCUCCAUAUCCCUGGGACCCCUGGGCCGAGGCGGUGCCCCUUCCAGCCCGACGCUGUCCCCCUCCACCUGCUGAGAGGGAGAGGGAAAGGGAGCCCACUGCCCAGCGUCACUCCCUCCUCCAGGAAGAGUACGAGCAGAGGGCCCGACUCCUCGCUGGUGGCUUCUUACCCACCCCUCCCCACCCCUACCCCCGCCUCAGCCCCUCCCUCCUCCGCCAGGGCACCCUCCUGCCCAAGACUCCUCCUCUCGGGGGUCCACCACCCCUCAUCUCCUCUUCCUCCUCCUCAUCGGCCACCUCCUCCUCUACCCGCACCCUCUCCCCCCGACAGCGAGGGGCCCUGCCCUCUGACCUACGUGACCUCCCACCCCCCUCGUCCACCUACCCUCACAGGGAACGGGAUGCCAGAUAAUAUCUGGCCUCCCCCCUCCUCCCACCCUCAUGGAAGGAAGUGAGGGGGGAUCAACCCCCUUCAUUCUGUAACCCUGCCCUCUCUUUGCCCCCCUUCCCGGAUUAUCCAGAAAUAGAGGGGUAGCUCUCAUCCCUUCCCUGGGGGUGGGGGGUGUUGAAUGGCUCCCUUCUCUCUGUCCCCCUCCCCCACACUGAAAGCGGAAUUAAUAAUGCUGUACAUAUUUAUAUUAUAUAAUCAGUGUGUUACUGUGGUUUUUUUGGGGGGUGGGUGGGAAAGCAUCUACAGAAUAUUUUGUACAUUUUUUAAAAAAGAAAAUAAGGUUUUGUUUUGCGUGGGGGAGGGGUUAAUGUGAUUUUAACCGAGGCAGAUUUUUAUCCCCAUUUUCUCUCCCCAUUUUCUCUCUCCCUGCUGCUGGAACUGUAUACGGAUUUUUUUUUAAAAAAGAGAAAUUAUGCUACUGAACUUAUGUGAGGUGACGUUUGAUUGCUGGUGGGAGGAGGGGGGUGGGGAGGGUCAAGGCGAGUGUCGGGUGCAUCAUUUCCUCAGUUUCCCCCCCAUCUUGCUCGAGGGAGGGGAUGGGGAGUUGGGAGGGUUGUGGAAUAGACCAGAGCGUGAUAAAUCACCCUCAUCCCCUGUGAUCCACACAUCUCCAUUUCCCUUUUCCCUGUCUCCCCACCCCGUCUCCAUCCUGCUUAUCCUGUAACUACAUUCGAGACUCUCCCACUGGGGGAGACAUCUCAACAUCUCCCCAAUCUCCUCAUCAUUUCUCUGCUUGAGACCUUAAUCGCUUUUGGUGACAGCUUUUUCAUCAAACGACCCUCGGAUCCCUGCUAAAUCUCUCUUCCCCCACCUCAAAUCUUUACCCUCCUGUUCCAGAUUCCCCAGCCUGUGUACAUCCAUCUUGUCUGAGCCUUGCCUUCCUAUCCACGUACUGACCAACUAUCUUCAAAAUGUUGUUAUUGGACCUGCCUCAGCCAUUUCUUCUGGCUGCACGUGGCCAUCGAUGAGCUGCCAUCUCCAUCGUCCUCUGGUCGAUGGUUUGGUUGGAGUUCAUCAAUGUUUCUGUAAUCUGUUGUGACCGCUGUCCAGGGGAUUGGCCUACAGAGCUUCACUAGAGUCCCGUUGACUGGUCUCACCUGUUUCCACCUCUCACGACGGGGACGUAGGGUUGCACUUUGAGAGCCUGAGAUGGCCAAAAUGCCUUUAAGCCUUUCUUAUCCACAUAACAGUGCAAAUGCCUUUAUAAAAUGUUGUAAUUGUUAAUGUCACAUUGGAGUAAAUCUUCAACUGCAGGUGAAAAAAGAGGUGUGAUAUGAAAGUGCUUUUUAAGGCACAGGGAUAUCUUGGCUCAGAUGUACACAAAAAGAGGUUUAGUUUAAAUUCAGCACCAUGUUUGGCACCGAUAUGAUGGGCCAAAUGUACCUUCUAUGGCCGGCUGGUGGCGCACGCGGCCUCGUUAAAACUACAAGGGUCGAGUCAGGAACGUUCAUAACGUGACCUGGUUAACCCUGACACCACGUGCCAGCCAAGAAUAGCUGAAUGUCUGGUACGACAUGCUGAAAACAAACCCCUUCUGUGUCCUCUAUAGUAAGUCUCCGCCUCUCUCGCUUGCCUCCUGACCUUCUCCAACCCCUUUAAACAAUCGAUCUUUGGGCUCUGCGCCGUGCAGAUCUAUUCUGCGCCCUUAUGCGAGACCAACCUGCGCCGUUCUUUGGGUUUUUCAUUGUUUGGCAACAGUUUACUGCCCUUCAUCGUUCAAGACUCCAGCGGACGCAGACCCCGACUAGUGCUGGUG